AUUUGAACAUUUAGAUAUUAAAAAAAUUUAUUACAAUGGAGUAUGAAUUUCAUAUUCCCCUAACAAGAGAUGAUCUGUUAUCAACUUCAACCGAUGGGUUUUCAAUAAAAAAUGUUUUAGAGCCUUCUUGUCUGGAUGACAAGCUUGAUGAAGCCAAUUCAGAUUUCAAAUCAGAAGGGGUUGUUGCUAUUGUGACACAUUUUGAUAUAUUUUUCAGUGUUUUAAGUCAUAUGAAGCGUCUUCAAGAAGAUAUUAAGCAAACUGCAUGGCAGAUAAUUGCUUCAAAUUUAGAGCUAUUUACAAAUUUUUUGCCAAUAUAUCUUGAUCCAGAUGGUAUAGAUACUCAGUUGCGUUGUAAUUUGUUGUGUGCUUUAAAGAUGGAGUGUUAUAUAGUAUGUCAGUUUAUAGAAGAAUUUGAAAUAGACGCUACAAAGCCUGAAGUUAAUACUGGCACCAAGAAAGGAGGAAAAAAAAAGAAAGCAAUAGCAAACUGGAGUUGGGAGUCAGAAAGACGUAAUGCUUUGGUUGCUUUAAAUAAACUUGUUCAGUUAGAUUUGUUUCGUUUGUGGGAUCCACCAAUAGUUGAAGAGGAUUUUGUAAACCUUGUAAGUGGUAUAUGCUAUAAAUUAUUUGAAAAUGCAAACUUUGUUCGACAAAAAGAAGAUAGAGAUAUUGUUUUACAUACACUUGGUCAUUUGAUAAAACGAUAUAAUCAUCAACAAAGUGCAAGUGUAAAGAUAGUUCAGCUCUUGCAACACUUUGAAUACCUUGUUUCACCACUUUCUCAUGCAUUAGAAAUAUUUGUAAAUGAGUAUGGGGCAAAACUUCUUGUAUGCGAUAUCAUAAGAGAAAUAGGAAGAAUCGAUAUGUCAGAUUUAACACGAGAUGCCAGUGGUACCCGUUCUUUUUCACAAUUCUUAGUUGAGAUAGCUGAAAAAAUUCCCAGUUCGGUUCUACCGAAUAUAAGCUUAUUAAUGGCACACCUUGAUGGUGAGUCUUACUCAAUGCGAAAUGGUGUUCUUGGAGUUUUUGGGGAAAUUGUUGCAAAGGUCUUAAAUAAAGAUAACUUAGAUGUUGGAAUGAAGAAGUCCCGAGAAGGUUUUUUAGACAGAUUAGAGGAUCAUAUACAUGAUGUAAAUUCAUUUGUAAGAAGUAGAGUGUUACAAAUUUGGUUAUAUCUUUGUCAUGAAAAGGCAAUCCCAAUUGCACGUCAAGGUCGCCUUUUAGAUCUUGUGAUAGGAAGACUUCAAGAUAAAUCAAGUCAAGUUAGAAAAUAUGCAGUACAAUUUCUAAAAGCUUCUCUUGUUGGAAAUCCAUUUGCAGCUAAGCUGCCUAUAGAUCAACUUACUCAAAGUUUAGAAAAAGAAAUGGAAAAACUAAAAGAAAUUGAUCAAUCUGAUAAUAAUGAUGUUAUAAAUGUAGUUCAGGAUUCUGAAGAAUGGUUGCAAAUUAAAGAUUCCAUGAAACAGGCUAUAAAUCAGUUUUUAACGGGUGAAUCUAUGGAAGAAGACAGUGAAGAUGAUGAAAUAUAUGAAGAUGAUGAAGAUGGUUUUAAAAAGGCAUUAAUUUAUAUACAAUCUCUGAUAAAAAACUCUGCGUUUCACAAAUCUGUUGUUGCAUUCUCAAAGGUUUUAAGAAUUUGGAAUGAAAUUGAAGAUUUACAAUUAACUGAUGUCGAAAUUGAAAAAUGUAAAAAAUCAGAUUUUCAAAAUGUAGAAAACAAAGAGCAAGAAAAUGACGAAGAUGAAGAUUCUCAAUCUGAAGAUGAGUCAGAAGCUCAGAAAAAAGAAGACCAGAAAACAAAUAAAGUUCUACAAAUAAAGUAUUAUCUUUUAAUGAAAAAAAUAUUUCAUGUUGCUGACACCUGCACCACUGAUAUUAAAAUUGAUUUAGCAACAGUUGAUCUAGAACAAAGUAAUAAAGAUCAAGUGAACGUAAAUCUUGAAAAACAGAAAGUUCUAGUAACAUAUUUGUCGGAUUGUGUAAGGUAUGCCAAACAAAUGAAAAUGGUUGUUCCUGUGCUCUGUCAACUUUUAGGAUCAAAAAUUAACUGUGAUGUUUUGGAAGCUAUUGAUUUUUUUAUUGCUGCUUAUGAGUUUGGGUUAAGCCAAUCAGAAGAAGGUAUACGUAGGAUGGCUACAUUAAUCUGGUCAAGUGAUCCUGCAAUAAAAAAGUGUGUAAUUGCUGCUUUCGAACGACUUUAUUUAGAGGUGCCAUGUGAUAAUGUUCGAAACAAGCCUACAUUAAUUGUAAAGAGUUUAAUAUCUUUGAUAACAAAAGCAAAUCUUGGUGAGUUAACUUCAUUGGAAAAGCUUUUAUGUGAGCUUAUGAAAUUGGAACUAAUUCCACAGUCUGUCAUUCAUUUGCUUUGGCAAAUAUUCUCGUUAAAGAUUCCACAAACUUCAAAGGAAGAACAACGUGCAGCGCUUAAUAUCCUUUCUAUGCUAGGUGGUGCUGAAAAAGAAAUUAUACAGUCUAACAUUAAUAUACUUAUUGAAUAUGGUUUACAAGAUAGUGAUUCAUUUAUAUUAGCACGUGACACUUGUAUUUCAAUACUAAAACUUACAAAAAAUAAUUCUAAUGACCUAAAAGAGAGCUCUCGCUUGAGCACUGAUCAUUUGUUGUUUAUUACUCUUGAAAGAUUGCUUGUGGAUGGGUUAAAAAAGCUGGAGACACGAACGUGGACACCAUUUAGUGAACAAGCUUUUUCAGUGAUUUACAAUCUUGCUGAAAAUCCAGACAUUAUUUGUGCAAGGAUACUCAAACACUUGGUUGUAGUAUUAAAGAAUGUAAAUAUACAUAGCAUUGAGCAAGAUAUUUUUUCUCAGGCUUCCGAUGACAUUGCUUCAUCUUCUAAGAACAAUUGCGUUCAUCAACGUGUGGUUGCACGAGUUCUAACAGCUGCUGGCCAUAUUUCUUUGUUGCAAUUAUUCCAUCUUGAUGUCAGUAUAUUCACAGAAUUAAAACGAAGAAAUCGUAUUGAACAGGAGGACAAAGAAAAAAACGAUCUAAAAGCAAGGAAAGCAUCUAGAGCUAGCAAAAGAGAAAGUACUGCAAGCUCUAUUAUCUCAAAAACUGAAACAGGUUUAGACGAUGAACUAGGGGUAGGUGGGGCUGUUGUAGAAGAUGCUGAAGCUGAGAACAUCAGAAAAAUAUGUGAACGUGAUAUUGUAACAGGAUCUAAUUUAUUGAGCAUUUUUUGUCCUGUGGCUGCUUUGAUUUGCAGUAACCCUUCUAAGUAUAAGCAUGUAGAAUUGCAAUCAGCUGCUGCUCUUGCUUUGGGAAAGUUUAUGUUGGUAAGUUCUGAGUGCUGUGAUGCUCAUUUGCAACUAAUGUUUACAAUUUUGGGUAAAUCAGACACAGCAUCUAUUCGAACAAAUGCAAUGAUAAUAUGUGGCGAUUUAACAUUUCGCUUUCCAAACUUGAUUGAGCCAUGGACUCCUCAUUUAUAUGCGCGAUUGCGAGAUGAGUCAUUAGAUGUCCGUAGCACAGCUGUAAAAAUAUUAGCCCAUCUUAUACUUAAUGACAUGGUUAAGGUAAAGGGACAGAUCAGUGAAAUGGCUGUUUGUCUUGAAGACAAAGAAGAGAAAAUAUCUUCAGCAGCUAAACUCUUCUUUUUUGAGCUGUCUCAAAAAGGAAAUGCAUUAUACAAUAUUGUACCAGAUAUAAUUAGUCGUCUUUCGGAUCAUGAUCAAGGCAUUGAAGAAAAGUUGUUCAGAAGCAUUAUGAAAUAUCUUCUUCAAUUCAUCCAAAAAGAUAAACAUUCGGAGUCUUUAAUCGAAAAGCUGUGUCAUAGGUACAGGGUGACAAGAACCGAUCGCCAGUGGAGGGACUUAUCAUACUGUUUGUCUCUUCUUCCAUACAACGAAAAGUCUUUUAAAAAACUAAUCGAGAACAUUGGAUGUUUUCAAAGUCAACUCUCCGACGAUGAAAUAUACAACUGUUUUACAACGAUCGUGGCUAAAUUAAAAAAGUUUGCCAAAAUCGAGAUGAAGGCACUUCUAGAAGAGUUUGAAUCAACAUUAGAAGGGUUUCACAAAAUAGGAGUAACAGAUAAUAACGAUGACGUUAAUAAAGCAGCUAAAGCUCUAAGUCUUGCUGCAUCGCAAGGAAAUAAAAAAGCUGGUGACACGAAACGCGGCUCGACGAAGAAAAAAGGUGGUAGAACUAAGCCACAAGACAACGACGGUGAUAAAAUCGAUAAAGAAAACGAACCUCCGUCUAACGUUAAGCGAAAGGUGUCUGAAAGAAACAAAAAAAUUGUCCAGCUCAAUCCAAUUUUCUCUAGCGACGACGAUGACUUUUCGUGAAACCUCAGAUUUAAUUUAAGAAUUUUUAGUAUUUUUAUUUAAAAGAAUUUAAGAAUUUUUAGUA
Messenger RNA from Hydra vulgaris (swiftwater hydra), 4374 nucleotides. Its product is annotated as condensin complex subunit 1. The record is from RefSeq and is a predicted model, not a curated record. Gene Ontology annotation, cellular component: condensed chromosome, centromeric region; nucleus; condensin complex. NCBI's taxonomy places the organism in Eukaryota, Metazoa, Cnidaria, Hydrozoa, Anthoathecata, Hydridae. Gene Ontology annotation, biological process: meiotic chromosome condensation; mitotic cell cycle; mitotic chromosome condensation. Gene Ontology annotation, molecular function: histone binding.